Messenger RNA from Ailuropoda melanoleuca (giant panda), 154 nucleotides. Its product is annotated as thymosin beta-10. Gene Ontology annotation, biological process: regulation of cell migration; actin filament organization. Bases 1 to 135 code for a protein of 44 amino acids. Gene Ontology annotation, cellular component: cytoplasm. The record is from RefSeq and is a predicted model, not a curated record. The transcript has a single exon. Gene Ontology annotation, molecular function: actin monomer binding. Lineage: Eukaryota; Metazoa; Chordata; Mammalia; Carnivora; Ursidae.
AUGGCAGACAAGCCUGACAUGGGGAAAAUUGCCAGCUUCGAUAAGGCGAAGCUGAAAAAAACAGAGACAAAGGAGAAGAACACCUUGCCGACCAAAGAGACCAUUGAGCAAGAGAAGUGGAGUGAAAUUUCCUAAGAACCUAGAGGAUUCCCCA